AUGGAGGUGCCAGUGUUCGCCUGGAUAGUUCCCAUUAUGUUGGGCCUAACUCUCCUCUACGAGUUUGUGAUCUAUCCUGCUUUUCUGUCGCCAUUGUCUAAACUUCCAAAUGCGCAUUGGACGGCUCCAAUAUCGCCAGCCUGGAUUCUCUGGAAGCGGUUUCGCGGCCAGAAUAACCGCACCAUCCACGCUGCCCAUGAACGGCUAGGGUCAAUCGUCAGACUGGCGCCCUCGGAGAUUUCCAUCAAUUGUGUCGAUGGAGGUAUAAAGUCGGUAUAUACAGGCGGCUUCGACAAACAUGAAUGGUACCCGCGGGUCUUUGGCUCUUUUGGGACCGUCAGUAUGUUCACCAUGACCGGUAGCAAAGCUCAUUCGACCCGGAAAAGGAUGCUGUCCAAUAUCUACAGUAAAUCCUACUUGCAAUCGUCUCGCCACCUGCAGCUUAUAUCCAAAACCAUCAUUUUUGACCGGCUUCUGCCGAUUCUUCAAGCAGCAGCCUCGUCUAAGACGGAUACCGAUGUCCAUGACCUCAACCAAGGACUGACCAUGGACUUUGUCUCGGCCUAUCUAUUUGGGCUGGCUAAUGGUACUAACUUCCUUCAGAACGCGGAGUACAGGCGCGAGAUGUUGCGCCUUUAUCAAUGCAGAAAGCCGUAUGAAUUCUAUCAUCAAGAAGUCCCAAAUAUUUUAGCUCUACUGAAAAAAAUCGGUAUUCGCUUAAUUCCCAAAUGGUGCGAUGAUGCGAAUCGGAUUCUCGAUUCCUGGGGCCUGGAGCUCUGUGAUAAAGCAGAAGCAUCUGUUGCUUCAUCAGACCUUAGUGUCGAGCCGGUUGUAUACAAGCACCUCAAACAAGCCAUUUCAAAACAAGCCCCGCUCAAGAUAGACGAUCAAAAAUUAUACGCAGAUUAUCUUGAGCAACAGAGGCUCGACAUCGCAUGUGAGAUGUAUGAUCACCUCACAGCAGGCCACGAGACCAGCGCUGUCGUUCUGACAUACCUUAUGUGGGAACUCUCCCAACAUAUAGAAGUACAGAAAGACCUUCACAAGGAGCUUCUUACACUACAACCAAGGAUAGCUCCUCGUUGUCUGUCUGGUCAUGCCGAGUUGCCGUCGCCGAAAUCCAUUGACUCGCUACCUUUUCUAGAGGCAAUACUCACAGAAACUUUACGACUCCACGCUUCAAUUCCAGGCAUACAACCUCGAGUUACACCGACGCCGACAUGCACGCUUGUUGGGUAUGACAAUAUACCCCCGAAUACCAGAGUAAACGCACAGGCCUAUUCUCUUCAUCGAAAUCCGGAGGUAUUUCCAGACCCUGAGACAUGGGAGCCGAAGCGAUGGCUCAAAGACUGCAAUAAACCUUCCGAACUGGAGGAAAGAAAGCGAUGGUUUUGGGCGUUCGGGAGCGGUGGACGGAUGUGUGUGGGAAGUAAUCUGGCUUUACAAGAGAUGAAGUUGGUCAUCGCCGCCAUCUAUACAAACUUCCGAACCACUAUCGUCAACGAUGACGGUAUAGAAGCAAUUGAUGCUUACACGGUCAAACCGAAGGGAGAAAAAUUGAUUCUCAGGUUUGAGUAUAUAUAGAUCAACUUAGGUGUCCAUAUGCCCGGUUCUAGCCAGCUUCACUACCGUUGCACUUAGGACGCACUCAGUUCAAACGAUUCUAGAACUCGGUCUGCAGCCAAAAUCAAACUACAUAUACC
This is a messenger RNA of Aspergillus nidulans FGSC A4, 1703 nucleotides long. RefSeq names its product protein CYP578C1. NCBI's taxonomy places the organism in Eukaryota, Fungi, Ascomycota, Eurotiomycetes, Eurotiales, Aspergillaceae. The transcript has 3 exons. Gene Ontology annotation, molecular function: monooxygenase activity; iron ion binding; heme binding. The record is from RefSeq and is a predicted model, not a curated record. The coding region runs from base 1 to 1584 and encodes 527 amino acids. Gene Ontology annotation, biological process: secondary metabolite biosynthetic process.